Molecule: messenger RNA, 10735 nt
Organism: Gavialis gangeticus (Gharial)
Lineage: Eukaryota; Metazoa; Chordata; Crocodylia; Gavialidae
Gene: BOD1L1
Product: biorientation of chromosomes in cell division 1 like 1
Exons: 28
Coding region: 1-9474 (3157 amino acids)
Source: RefSeq, a predicted model, not a curated record
AUGGUGAUGGACGUGCUCAUUGUGGGAGCACUUGGAGCCUGGGACCCCAGCAACAAGAGUGUCCUGCAUGCCUGCCGCAUCUCCCACCACUACGCCAAGCUGAUGCCAUCCACUGGUCUGACGCCAUCCGCUGGUUCUGAAACAUCUACAUCAAGCACAUCAUGGGCCAGCGCCACGCCUCCGCCUCCACCCCCCAAGCAGCAGCCGCCGCUGCCCGGCGCCGGGGCAGCCGCGGGGGCCGGCGCGGCGGAGCCCGAGCUCGUGUCCCGCAUCGUCAGCCACCUCAAGAGCCAGGGUCUGUUCGACCAGUUCCGCCGCGACUGCCUGGCUGACGUGGACACAAAGCCUGCCUACCAGAACCUGAGACAGCGCGUGGACAACUUCGUUUCCAACCACUUGGCGACUCACACCUGGAGUCCUCACCUUAACAAGAACCAGCUGAGGAACAACAUCAGGCAGCAGGUUCUCAAGUCUGGAAUGUUGGAAUCUGGAAUUGACAGAAUUAUUUCUCAGGUUGUGGAUCCAAAGAUCAAUCAUACAUUCAGACCUCAGGUGGAAAAAGCUGUCCAUGAGUUUUUAGCCACUUUAAAUCACAAGGAAGAGGCUGGUCCCAGUACAUCUCCAAGCGAAGAAAAAGCAGACGCUUCUAUCACUGUACAAGGUGUUUCUACUGCUGCUCCCAGUGCUAGUGUAGCUAGUGAUGCCAUGUCCAUUUUGGAAACAAUUACUUCUCUUAACCAGGAAGCAAGUGCUGCCAGAGCUUCAACAGACAGUACAAAUUCCAAGAAUAAUGACAGGUCUGCAAAAAGACUCCCAUCUCAACACGGUAUUGACGGUAGUACAGAAAGGGAGCGAAAUUCAGAGGACUUGCCAGACAGAGAGCGAGUUAUUUGUGAUCCUGGAGGAGAAGGAAUUGAAACAGUUGCUAAGUGUGAAGAUUUAAUUGAGCUCCCGUGUCAAAGUGAGGAGGUCAAAAAUGUAAUAAAAGAUGCUAGCAACUUGGUUCAUGCAAGCAAAGAAAUUCUACAAGAAAGUGAAGACCAGAAAAGCAAACUAACAGAAAAAAGUGACAAGAAACAAGACAGCACUGAGAAAGGGGAAAGAAAGAAGGACAAAAAAGAAAAGGCUGACAAGAAGUCUGACUACACAAAGAAGAAUGAUGAUAACCUAAAAUCAAAGGAAGAAAAACAUGUGAAAGAGCGUGAGGCAGAAUCAGUAAAACAGUUGGUUCCAGAAAAGAACAAUAAACACAAGGCAGCAGAAAGCACAAAAGAAGAAUAUGCUAUGGAAGAUUCAGAUAUGGAGGUACUUAGUGAUAUCACUGUAAGCUCUGUCCAUACAAGUGACCUCUCUUCAUUUGAAGAAGAGAGUGAAGAAGAAGUGGUAGUUUCUGAUACCACUGAAGAAGGAGAGAUCACAUCUGAUGAUGAAGAAGAGAAGAACAAUCGGAGUAAGACAAAAACUCAAACUAAUGAGCCAAGUGAUGGAAAAACCAAACCAGUUCGUCAUGCUUAUAUUCACAAGCCUUUUUUAUAUUCCAAGUAUUACAGUGAUUCUGAUGAUGAGCGGACUGUAGAGCAACGCCGCCAGUCUAUUGCUAGAGAAAAAGAAGAGAGACUCUUAAGAAGGCAGAUUAACAGAGAGAGACUUGAAGAGAAACGUAAACAAAAAGCUGCAGAAAAAACCAAAUCACUGAAAACUGGGAGUCAAGAUGCUAAAGGCAAGAGUGGCUUGAACUCAGAAGAGUCUUCAGUCAAAGGUGUUGAAAUAAAAGCUACUGGCACCAGCAUUAAAGAUGUGCUUAAAGAACAGAAGUUUUUAGAGAAAAAGGUAGCCCUGAGCAGGAAAAGAAAAAGAGAUUCAAGGUAUGUGGAAAAUAGUUUGAAAAAACAGUCUGAAGAUGAUCCCAAAGAAACACAAAAGACAAAUGAGGCAUGCGAAAAAAUCUCAAAGGAGAUGAAACAUAACCAUGGUAAAAGUGAAGCAACUAAGCCUGUCAGAAGACUUUCGGAGUCAGUUCAUUCUACUGAGGAAAGCAAAAAUGACUCCAAAGUGGAAAAAGAACAUAAGAGAAAAAUAUCUACCUCUGUUCACAUGGAAGGCAUGCAGCAGGAAAAUGAAACAAAGGAUCCUAAAAAGCAGCUGGAUAGAACAGAUACUAGUGCUGAAGAAGUUCAGAAGCAGAAAUGCAUAUUUAAAAAUGAAAAACAUGUUAAAAAAGAUGAUGCAGAAACUCAAAAUUUGAAAAGUAUUACUAAGAAAGAGGUAAAGUCAAACCGAGAUAAAAAUGAAAAGGAGAGAACUCUUUCAGAAGAUAAGUUGUCAGUAAAACAUAAGUAUAAAGGAGACGGCAUACAUAAAGCAAACGAUGAUACUGAUCUUCAUUCUGUGGAGAAGAGCUUGAAAGGAGAGGAUAGUGUGCAGAAACAUAAUCAACUAACAAAGGUUUCUUCAGAUGAUAAAUCGGAAAGAAAAAGUAAACACAGAAGUGAAAGGAAAAUGUCAGCAGCUAGCAAAGAAGGAAAAAAUGCUUCUGAACACACCUUUAAGAAUGAUGAAAGUUUACGUAAAGAAAAUAACAAAAAAGACAGACACAUUUCUACAGAAAAAACAAAAUUAGAAUAUAAAUCCAAAAGAUUAUCAAGUGAUUCUAGACCACAGAAGGAUUCUCAAAGUACUUCAAGGCAACCUGCUUCUGCAUCACAGAGAAGGAGUGAAAGCUGUUCAGAAGAUAAACAUGAAGUGGAAUCAGCCAACUCUGACAGUAAUUUAAAACAAGAAGAUAAUAUUCAUAGAGAAAGACGGAGGUCCAAGAGUCUUGUAGAAGACAAGUUUUUGUUAAAAUCUAAAUCUAAAAGUCACAGUAAACAGUCUAAAAUACUUGAAACAGACUUGCAAGAGAGUUUUACAAAACAAGACAGCAUUCAGAAACCAGACAAAGAUAAGAAUAUAGACGAGAAUGAUGCAGAGAAGCAACGCAAAUCCAAAAAUGAAGAUAAAGUUUUUGAGGAAAGCAGUGUUCAGUCUGAACUUGAAAGUGGUGCGCACACAAUUUAUAAUUCACAAAAAGAAUCUAGUCAUAAAGUUAAAUUACAACCAGCUGAAAAAAUAGCUGUAAAAGAGAAAGCCAGAAGUGAUAAAGACUUGAGUUGCACCAAAUUAGAGAGGAAGUUCUCAAUGGAAGGUCACAAAAGCAGAAGCUUAAAGCAUAACAAUAAAGAAAUGAAGAAGGAAGAGAGUUCUAAAUUGGAGGACAAAGACAUUAAAGAAAUUGACAGUAGUCAUGAAAGAAUACUAGGGACCACAGUGGGUAUGGAUAAAAAGUCUAGUAAGAGGUUUUUAAGUGAGAACAAGAAAGGAAGCUUCUUGAUACAAGAAAUCACAACAAGAGAAGAAAAACAAGCAACAGACAUAUUUGUUACCAGCCCUAUUCCAGCCACUCAAUCAUCAGGUAGGACUAAUGAUGACUCAUAUUCUGAGCAAUGGGAAGUCCCAAUGGAGCUCGAUUCAGAACAAACAAAAGUACAUGCGGCCUCUAAAAUAGAAGAAAAAAGCAAUAAUUCACAAGACAGAGGCUUUGAAAAUGUUUUAAAAGAAAACAUGUCUGUUCACAUUUCAAAGAAUGAGUUAAGAAAAAAGUCUGUAGACUUUGAAGCAUGUGCAUCAGAACUUCCAGGUACAGCUAAUCGAAAUUCUGAAGAAACAAAUGAACGUGAAAACACCUGCACCUUUACUAAAGUAGAUGACGCCCUAGAUAAAGUGUCCAAACAAGUAUCUGAGGAUCAAGGCCCCAUUCAACAGGGAGCUUAUCAAAUAAACAUUUCUGAAAAAAGUGGUACAGUUUUACUUAAUGCUCCAGGUAAAGAGCAAACUUCAGAGAAUGUCAAAAAAUCAAAGAGUUUAAAAACCACGGUCAGUCCUGAUGAAGAAAAUGUUUCUUUAGUGAGUACCUCUUCCAGAUCAGAAGAUGCUUCCCAUACAAAAUCAGUAAAUAAUUAUUUACCAAGUUUUACUGGUUCCUUGGAUAGCACAUGUAAAAAUGAAUCUCCUAAUUUAGAUAAGCCUAUUUUAAAUAGAGGCACCAUUUUAGAUAAUGCAGCAACAGAAUACACGGGAAAAGGUGGUGGUACUGUGUUAAGUUCUUUCAUGAAAGAAGGUGGUGAGGUCACUGUGACAGACGUGGUAGAAAAAAAUGAAGAGAGUCCCCUAAUUAGUGAACAAUCAGGAGAGGACAAAAGUGGUUUAAUGGGUAUUAAAGAAGAUUAUGCUCAAGUAACUAAGCAAGAUGGAGUGCAAGGAAGAAAUGAGUGUAAAAUAACUGAUCUAGAAAGUGAUGAAAGUGUGACUGACAAAGCUGCCAAUCAUGGAAGUAUAACAACAAAAGAACUUGUCUUAGUGAAUUCAGAAAAGAAAGAAAGAAAGAGCUUACAUACAGGCUGCACUGCAAAAGAAGAAAAAGAACUUGGCAUGGAUGUUGUAAAAAAGAAUGAGGAACACGAUGGAGGUGCUGUGAUAGAAUCUUCUUCUGUAUUAGUGCCUACCAAUGUUACAAGAGAUCCAGAAGAUGCAUUUAAAGAUUCUAUUACAGCAAGUGGAACAGAAGAAGGGGAUGGCCUAAUAGUUGACGAUGAAUAUAAAAAUGAAAGCAAUGCAGUAGGCACCAGUGCAGGAACUAGUGAACACAGUAUGGCGUGUAACAAGCUAGAGACAACUGAAGCCACUGCAAUAGGAACCAGCACAGAGAAGACCAUUGAACAUACUAUAAUGGCUACCAGUACAGGAGAAAAGCAGGUUAAAGUUUGUCAUCUUGUACAUUCUGAAAAGGAAGGCAAUGCCACAACUACAUGCUCAGAAGAAGAAAGUAAGGUUACUGUAAUCUGCACAAGCAUAGAAGCAGAUGAAGGUUUCACAGCAGGCAUAUGGGUAAAAAGCAGUUUUGCUUCAGAAGCUGAUGUGGGUGAGUGUACUGUUGCCACAGCUGAAGAAGACGGUGGUGGUGUCACAGAAGGAUUUGCAGAAAGUGAAAGUGUCCUGACCAGUACAAAGGAGGAAGAAAGUGGUGAGUGCACCAUGAUUGAUGCAGAAGAAAUUGGUAAAGGCUCAGUUAAUGUAAGUGGAGUAGAAAUUGAGGACCAUGUGAACAGUGCUGGGGCAGAAGAAAAGGAUGAUGCUGUAACUAGUGCAGGCUCUGAAGAAAAACGCAAGGCUUCAACUUGUGUAGGUACAGGCAAGUUUGAAGGUUCUGUUACCUGUAUUGGUGAAAUAGAAAGUGAUGGUGCUGUAACCAGUGCAGGCGCAGAAGCAGGUGAAGAAUCCAGGAGCAGUGAAAAUUCAGAUGGAUUCCUAAGCAACAUGCCUAAAGCUGGCCAGGUGAAAGAAACUGAAGGUGCUGUGACUUGUACAGGUGCAGAAGAAAGAGGUCGUAACUUCAUAAUUUGCUCAGUGACUGAUGCUGAUGCCCAGGAAGAAAGUACUGUAACUGGUGCAUAUGUUGAAAUGGUCACAAAUAACAAUACCAAAAUUGGAACAAGGACCAACAAAUGUGAAGAUACUGUAAAUGGUGAAAGUGCAGUAACCAGCACGGGCAUAACAGCAGAAGAUGAUGCUGACGUUGCAGUAGUCUGCACAGGACUGGGAGAUAGCAGUGAAGGUUUUGCAGUUUGCUUGCAUGCAGAAAAAUGUGAAAGUGCCAUGGACAGCACAGGAGCAAAAGAUCCAAACAUCACUAUCAUCAGCAUAGGCUCUUGUGAUGAUGAAGGCUUUGUGACUAGCACAGGCUCAAAAGAAGAGGAUGAAGAAGGUGAAAAUAUUGUGACUAGUACAGGAAGGGGAAAUGAAGAAAUUGAGCAUGCUUCAACAUGUACAGGAAUGGAAGAGGAAAGUGCACUUAUUUGUAUCGGUGCAGAAGAAGGGGAAAGCUCUAUUAUCUGCAUAGUUGCAGAACGAGUAGAAGCUGAAUCAGGUGUAGCUGCCACAAAUGUAAAUAAAGUUGGUGUUGACAGCUUGACUGGUGCAGAGAAAGAAGCUAAUGGUGACUUGAUCUGCAAAAAUGUAAAAGGAAUAGUUGAGAGUAGUGUAACAAGUGCAGGCACAGUAGAUGAAGAUGUCAUGACUCCAAAUACAGAAAAAGGUAAGGAAGCUGUAGUCGUGGAUACUGAAGAAUCUAGGGGCCCCAUGACUAGUGCAGUGACAGAGAAAGAUAAGGAGCAGUUUGCUGCUGCUAAAGGAAAGGAGGAGACUGCAAUUAUUUGUGUAGGCAAUAGUGAUUUUGAGGGUCCCAUGACUACCUUGGUUGCAAAGGAAGAUGAAAAUCCUAUGCUUAUUUAUACUGACAAAGAAGAAAAAUCUAAAGAUGACAUCCAUUCUACAAGUACAGUGGAAGAAGGUGAUGCUACCUUACAGUGUUCAGUCACAGAAGUUGAGGAGGGUCCACUUUCUGCUGCAAGAACAGAUGGAAAUGAUGAGAGCUCUUUGAUCCUAAUAGACACUGAAGAAACAGAAGCACCAAUGCCCAGUACAGCCAUAGAUUUUAAAGGGAGUUUACACACUGCUAGCUGUAGACAAGAAAAAGAUGAGUGCACUAUGAUUUCCACAAGUAUAGUAGAAGAAUUUGAGGCUCCCAUGCCCAGCGCAGCUAGAGAAUGCAAUGGUCAAUUCACUGCUGCAAAGACAGAAGAAAUGAAUGAAAGUAAUGUAGUUUCUAUUGAUAUGGAAAUAUAUGAAGUCCCUAUGCCCAGUGCAUCCAGUGCUGAAGAUGAUUAUACAAGUCACCCAACUGGUAGUGGCAGAGAAGAAAAAGAUGAGUGUGCUAUGAUUUCAACAAGCAUAGUAGAAGAACAAGUGAUUCUCAUAUCCAGUGAAGUCACAGAAGAUAGAGUUGAACAUGUUGCCUCAGGUGGAGAAGCAAAAAAUGAAACGGUAAUGAUCCCCACAAGUUCAGCAGAAUGUUUCAAAUCUCAUGUGUCCAGUGCAGUCGCACAAGAUGAGGAUCAAUUCACUGCUUCAGGAGCAGAAGAAAGGUAUGAAACUGCAAUGAUCACUACUAGUAUGACAAAAGAAUGUGAAAUAGUUCUGAUCAGCACAGCCACACAACCUAAAAAUCCUCUUAUUGUAGCAAGAGCAGAAGAAAAACAUGAGACCACCAUUAUAUCUCCAAAUCCACCAGAGGAAUCUAAAAUUGUUGAGACCAGUACAACAACAGAUGAACAGUUUGAACUAGCUACUUUAGACCCAGGAGAGAAAAGUGAAAGUUCUGUGAUCUUCAUUGGAAAUGUAGAGGAAUGUGGGGCUCCUAUGAUCACUGUUGCCAGCAACAAUGAGGACUCAAACACUGCUUCAUGUGUAGAGAAUGCAAAAGAAAAUGCUGUAAUCACUCUGAGUGCAGUGGAAGAAUGUGACAGUCUCUUUACCUUUGCAGUCAUAGAAGAAAGUCAGCUUGAUGCUGCAAGCACAGAAAUAAAGGACAAAAAUGAUGCAACUUUUAAGAGUACCAGCCAGAUUGAUUAUAUCCUAUCAUCUACAGACUCAGAUAAAAGUGAUGGUUCUCUGCCUCUGGCUAAUGAAGAAGAUGAAAGUGUCCAUAGUGAGAAAAAGGAGAAGCAUGACAGUCCUGUGAUGGGAGAAUCAACGACAGCUAAGAGUACAGUAGUUACUGAAGUACUAGGAACUGCUGAGAAUACAGUGCAACUCCUGAGUAUAGGUAAAACCCUUUGCGUGGAGAUUACAGAAACUGCAGCCUGUGUUAGUCCAUCUGCAGAGGUGAGUACAGAUAGUGAAAGAACUGAAGAUGAUUUGCCAUAUGUAGAUGUUACAUCAGAACUUUCUUGUAUGUCUUCAGAAGCUGCAGUGGAUAAUGUAGACUACAAGGUUAAUACUAAUUUGCUGUCAGAAAGUGAUUUUUCAGAAAUAAGGACUCCACCAUAUAGGGAACAAACACUUUCAUUAUUGUCUGAAUUUGGAAGCACAUUGACUGUAAAUACCAGCCAUGGUGAAUUAUCUUUAGAGGCAAAACUGGGGAGAAAGAAUGACUUGCCUUUGUAUGUGGAUGAACAAUUUGUGAGUGGUGAUAAAAGAAACACUGUCAAAGUAGAUGAUGACCUUGGAUUUGAAGUUUCUUUUAAAAAAAAUACAACCCUUAAUUCAGGCAAUAAAACACCUGUAUCAAAUUUGUCUGAAGAACUGGAAUUCAAAACUGAGGUGAAAACUGAAGAGGUAUUUCUGGCAUGCGAAUUUAAAGGUUCAACAAGAGAAGAACCAUAUGAGGAGCCACUUACUAAAGAGUGUCAAAAAGAUUUGCUACAAGAUAAUGCUGCUUUGGAGAAGGAUUCUAAAAAUGUGGAAAACUCUGGUGUGCAAACAGCUGAACAUAGCUACAAAGAAAAAAUAUCUAAGCUUUUGGAAACUACCGAUAAAGGAAGUGUACAGGAAUCUUCAGAUUUUAUGGGCAUGAUGGAAACAAUAAAAAUCAAGACUAAAACACAAUCACAAGUGAUAGAAAUACCUGGUCAGGAAAAAGGAAUCAGAAUGUCAGAAAUGAGAAAAAAACAAGAGGGUGAAACAGAUGACUGUUCAGUUACUCAGGCUUGGGAAGAAGAUGAACAAAGUCAGUGCUCCAAAACCAAACCAAAGUCUGUUGAGGAAACUAAUUCUGGAGAUACAGCAGAAGUAUCCAAAGUAAUCAGCAAGAAACGCGCAUCUCUUUCAAGCAGCGGGGAAGAAAUAGAUGAAUUUACCAGCAAACAAGAGAUUUAUGAAAAGGCAAACCAGAGUUCGGAAUCUAAUAUAAAUUCAGUAGAGCAAAAUCAACCUGCAAUAGUUAAACGGAAAAGAGGACGGCCUCGUAAAUACCCUCUUGAAGCAGUACAGCCAGAUGCAAAUUUAAAAGUUGAUAAAAGCAUUGGGAAUUCUCCAACUUCUGCACUUGAAGAAAACACUCCUCAAACAGCCAAGGACUUGUCAAUUCAGAAAGAAACUGCAAAUGAGGAGGAAGCAGGUAAAACAGAGGUGAUGGUGCGUCGAAGAGGAAGAAAGCCCAAACGUUCUCCGAUUCCGGCAGAGGAAACUGAAACACUGGAGCCAGAAAGAAAACGUCGGAAGUCAGCAUCUACUACUGAAGAGGAAACAAAAGAUCAGGAGGAAGAUGAAGAUGAAGAUGGUGAUGAAGAUGAUGAAGCACAUUCCGGAGCCACAACUAGAUCAGCCACAAGACUAGAGGCUCAAAGAAAACAGCCUAGCAAGCCAACUACACGUGCAGCUUUUAAAGGCAACAGCCCAAGUCCAGUUUCUCCCAGCAAACACCAGAAGUUGUCAGCCAAAAAGAGGUCACUUAGUGAUAUAAAAGUUAGCAAAUCUCCUCCAUUGACACAGUUAAAGAUGCAGCCUACCAAGCGCAAAAGGGAAACCAGUCCAACAGUGGUACGCAGAAAAGGCCAGCAGAAACCUGAUGAAACACCACUUAAAAAAGCAAAGCGAUAAUCAUUACCAGCCAAUGCCAUUCAUUGAAAAAUUGCAAGAAAAGAAAGAGAUCUCUGCUUCUAUUUUUAUUUAAGCAAAGAGAUUUGCAUGUGCUUGUUUCAGAGCUCUAAGUUAAUAGAUGCAGAACUUUUUAAGUUACAUUUUAAACAGCUUUAUAAACUAUUGUUUAUACAGAAUAUUAUGUACAUUUAUUUCAGAUAUAAAAAUAAGUUUACUUUGUAUCUGAAUGAAAAACAAAGUAGUUAUAUAUUUUAACACUGACUUGGAAAGUUGGGGUUUCCCAAUGUGAUGUGCUAAUACAGAUGCUUCCAACCCACCAGGCACCAAGGAGCCUACUAAUAUUCUUUGUAAAUAAACUUGUAAAAUAGGUUGUAUUUUACUCUGUGUAUGAAUCUAAUCAAUGAUGAGCAUCUUAUUUAUUGUAUGGAGAGGACUGGUCUGUAAACUUUUAGUAUAUACUGUAGGGGUUUUUUUUAAUUAUAUAUUUUAAAGCCUCUGCAGCCAUGAGUAGGAAGGAGCUUUUUUCAGGGCUGUCUAAAACCUGAAAUUCUCUGAAAUAUGUUCAGACAGUUGGCAAAGUAUUCUCUCGCAUGUAUUAAAGUAGAUUAGUGUAAUGAAGGGGACUCCUGUUCCUUUCUGUUCACAGUUGUGACUGCAUAAAAUUUUAAAAAUGUAAUCUUUUUAGAUUAUAUUCUCAUCUGUGAUUUUUUUUUUUACAGCCAACCUCAAAGAAGUAAAUAGUUCUAGUUUUAGGUUUACUUGGACUACUUCAGCCAAAACUGCUCUGAAGUAAACUGUUUUAUUUACAACUUUAACAACUGUUCUUUCAGUGUUUGUCUUUUUCCAUGAAGAGGGACCCAUUGAAGUUAAUGUCAGUUCUAGCAAGUAUAGAGCUUCAGCAUUUAUGUUACAUUUUAUACACAGGUAUUAAAAAUAGAACCUGGUAUUAUUGCCAGAAUCUUUUUUUAACAUAUUUAAUUCCCUUAAGAGCAAAUGUUCAAGUUAAGUUGUACAUAAAGUUAAACUUUUUCUUAUGAUCAAAUUUGUCUUGUAAUGAUGUGAGUUGCCAAAUAAUCUGAGAUUAUUUUAAGUGUUUUGUUCAUAUUAUGUUUUAUAAUUAAAAUCGGCAUUCUGUGCUUUGAGGGUUUUUUCUUUUGUUCUUUUUUUGACUUGUUGUAAGGCAGAUACAUCUGUCAGAUAUUAUACUUUGUUUCUUACUGAGAUUUUAUAUGAAAAAUAUAAAAUGUUUCCCAAAACCUGA